Messenger RNA from Uloborus diversus, 929 nucleotides. RefSeq lists its product as uncharacterized. The coding region runs from base 344 to 658 and encodes 104 amino acids. The record is from RefSeq and is a predicted model, not a curated record. The transcript is spliced from 3 exons. Lineage: Eukaryota; Metazoa; Arthropoda; Arachnida; Araneae; Uloboridae.
CGACGGAGGGUAGAGAUGACGUCAGACGACCUCGUGCGUGAUUGGGGAGGAGGGAAUCCCUGCUUUCGACACAAAGAACCCAAUUUCGAGGAGGCCCUAUAUAAGCUGGGUAUCAACAAGUGAGUUGGUAUUCCAUAGACUGCUACCGGAAUGAAGCUUUUGGUUUUCCUAUUCCUAGCGCUUUUAGCGCUGACUGCCGCAACGAAAUACAGCGGAGGCGGCGGCGGCGGUGGUGGAUAUAAAGGAGGAAUGGGAGGAUACAGAGGAGGAAUGGGAGGAUACAAAGGAGGAAUGGGAGGAUAUAGAGGCGGCGGUGGUCACAUGGGUGGCGGACGAGGAGGAUAUGGAGGAGGUGGAAAAUACGGCGGAGGUGGCGGAGGAGGAGGAAAAUAUCGCGGCGGUGGCAUGGGUGGACACAUGGGUGGCGGAAGAGGAGGAUAUGGCGGAGGCGGAAAAUACGGCGGCGGUGGCAUGCGUGGACACAUGGGUGGCGGACGAGGAGGAUACGGCGGAGGAGGAAAACACGGCGGUGGAGGUGGAGGACAUCGUGGAGGUGGCGGAGGAUACAAGGGAUAAUGAAGUGCGUCAUUGUUAUGACGUAAGAGGCCAAAUAUUUAAGAUGUUCAACGGCUACACGGUGGAGAAAAGAUCUAUGUGAUCUUCUACGGCCAGCCUUCUUUUCGCAAAGUGAUAUUUUUAGAACACAACGUAUAUUGUAUAGUUUUUAUCCAUUUUUAAAAAGUCCAUGCCAUUAAAGUUGCUUAUCAUAUACAAAUGAAAAAGUAAAUUACCAGCAUUUGUUACUUUAAAUGAAGAAUUGUAAAGUUUGAACAAUCGAAAGAAAUAGUUGAUGAUUUUUAUUUUGCAUAGUCAUGUAAAUUUCAUAUUUUUACACAGUUUACACCAAAAUAAAAUGCUUAUUUUUUGUA